CCUCUCAGGGCCAGUGCUGUGUGUUAUUUCCGCAUUUCUGCUGCCUAGGGUGAGUCAAGGAGGAAGCACAAAGUUUGGCCCAGAGCAGAGUGGAUGGGUGGAGCAGAGAGUUGAUGAAUGAACUUAUAUUGUGACCUCAGAGAACAGUAUGGAGACAUCACCUCUCAGCUCUCUGAUUUCUUCUCCCUUCGCCCACAGCACCCACAGUUCAGGGGAACCCCUCAAAUCCUACUCCAGCACCAUGAGUUUGGAGACAGACUCCAUAACCCACCUCAGUCCCUCAAAUUCAGGGACAACCCCUACCAUCCAGCCGAGCCCCAGCUCCACAGAUUCAAGGAUGAUUCCCUCCUCCCCACAACCAGAGAUAAUCACGCACCCUAGUUCUGGCUCCCCCAGUGCAGAGCUCACCCCCUCUUCCCAUUCCACCAUCCCCAGUUCCGAAUCCCUGACCUUGCACUGGAGCCCCACUUCCCACAGCCCCAGAACGGAGCCCUUGACCUCCACUGACCAGAACUUGGAGCCCCCUGGCCCAGCUCCAGGUGACACUAGGCCCCGUGAGUUACACAGGAACCCGAGCGUGGUGGUGGUCGUGUGUUUGCUGGUGUCUCUUUUGCUCAUCGGGUCUGUGGUCAUGGCUGUGAGAUUUUGUCACCGGGAUGAGUCCAAGUUUGAGAACCUGGACGAGGUGUCCAUGGGAUCCGUGAAUGACAGAUUGUCCUUUGCCCACCACCUCCAGGAGUGAGCCCUGAGGAGCCAACAGAGAUGGGGGCAUGGAUGCGGCUGGGGUCCCUGGGGAG
Molecule: messenger RNA, 797 nt
Organism: Pongo pygmaeus (Bornean orangutan)
Lineage: Eukaryota; Metazoa; Chordata; Mammalia; Primates; Hominidae
Gene: CIST1
Product: colon, intestine and stomach enriched 1
Exons: 4
Coding region: 149-742 (197 amino acids)
Source: RefSeq, a predicted model, not a curated record